Molecule: messenger RNA, 2619 nt
Organism: Malassezia globosa CBS 7966
Lineage: Eukaryota; Fungi; Basidiomycota; Malasseziomycetes; Malasseziales; Malasseziaceae
Exons: 1
Coding region: 1-2619 (872 amino acids)
Cellular component (GO): nucleus
Molecular function (GO): ATP binding; ATP-dependent chromatin remodeler activity; DNA binding
Source: RefSeq, a predicted model, not a curated record
AUGAGCGGAACGGCACAUGAUCCAUUCGUGUUGGCACCGGACUCUAGUCCGUCGGCUAGUCGCGACACCUACACAAAUCAUGCAAAGAUCCCUGUGCAGGAUUCUGGUGCUGAUUCCAACUCGUUUCGGCAAAAUUUAGAGAAAUUUCAAUACCAUGAUCCGUCCACAACGAGCACAGCUCCAAGACAGGCAGAUGGUGUCAGCUCUGCGUACUCAUCUGCGUCAGGAAGUUCACCUACGCCUUCUGACAGUAUCUUGCAUAUUAAAGCUACGCGUCUUGCGCGUUUGUUCUCAAGCUACACGGUUGACCAAUGUGUGGACGUAUUGCGUUCUUCUAACUAUGAUCUAGGCGAAGCUAUUGAAAAGCUUCGUCCUAAAAAAUUAGAGCCCCCUCCUCCCUCUCUUCAACAUUCAUUCGCAAUGCCUGUCUUCCAUCCUGCUGCGCCUACUCCUGUUCCUGCUCCUGCAAGCCGCCCAACUGCAUCGAAACGCCCACCCAAACGCAAGGCACGUGCUGUGUCGGAUUCCGACUCGGAUGGAUCAUUGAGUCUUGAUGACGCAUCUACAGAUGAAGAAGAGUUUGGCGAUAUGGAUGAACGCACGAUUCACCAGCAACAGCAAGCACUGUCCUGGUUCAACCAAUGUGAUGCACCCGAUUUGAUCGACACCAUUAACUGCUCAACAGAACAAGCCAACACGAUAAUGAAUUUGCGCCCGUUUGAUACUGUCGACGAUGUCUAUGAGAAGCUGGGUGAUAAGUCAAGCAAGGGCGUAUCACCUCGUCUAUUCACAAACUGUGUGGAACUAAUGGCAGGUUACAUGGAAGUCGAUGAAGUGCUUGCAAAGUGCGAAUCAAUUGGGCAGCAAAUCAACGACGCUAUGAGUUCAUGGCGUAUGAAAGAAGAGGCUGCAUUGGAUCCAUCUAGAAGCAAAGAGGAUAAGUUUCUUGACAAGCAACCAAGCAAUUUGGCGAAAGAUGUGGUGCUGAAAGAUUAUCAGUUAACAGGUCUUAGCUGGCUCAAUCUUUUGUAUCAGAAGAAUACAUCAUGUAUCUUGGCUGAUGAAAUGGGGCUCGGUAAAACGUGCCAGGUAAUUGCUUUCCUGGCUCACCUAAAAGAAAAUAAUAAGCGCCGAGGACCCCACUUGAUUGUGUCACCGUCGUCUGUAUUAGAAAAUUGGGCGCGGGAAAUUCAGCGUUUCUGCCCCAAUUUGCGCAUGGAAGUAUAUUAUGGCUCGCAGGCUGAACGCCGUGAUUUGCGUGCGGAACUCAAAGGCCGCGAUGACUAUGAUGUGCUCCUUACUACGUAUGACAUGGCUACAGGUAGUCAUGAUGAUCAUACGUUCUUACGGAAACGUGGUUUUGACGUUUGUGUGUUUGACGAGGGCCAUAUGCUAAAGAAUCGCAAGUCACAAAAAUACGCCAAGUUGCUGCGCAUCUCCGGGCGCUGGCGUCUACUACUCACUGGUACGCCUUUGCAGAAUAAUUUGCAGGAACUCGUUUCGCUUCUAAAUUUUAUUCUUCCGGAUUAUUUCACAGAUGCUGAGGAAGCGCUGGUGGCUAUCUUCAAAGUGAAACAAGGUGCAGGUACGACGCAGCUCUCACAGCAACGUGUUGAGCGAGCGAAACGGAUGAUGCAGCCAUUUGUGCUACGCCGACGGAAAGAUCAGGUCUUGCGAGGCCUCACAGAAAAGACAGAACGGAAUGUCAUGUGUGAAAUGACGGAGCGUCAAGCACAAAUUUACAAGGAUGUAUUGCAGCGCACAAAAGCAGCGUUGGCUGAGGAACCAAAGGGUAAGAGGGGCACGAACAGGGAUACAGCGAAUGUGUUGAUGGACCUCCGAAAGGCGGCAAACCACCCGUUGCUAUUCCGCACAUUGUACGAUGAGAAGAAGAUUGCGGCACUCGCGCGCGAUUAUGUCCGUGAACCUGAGCAUGCGGAAGAGAACUUGCAGCACUUACGCGAAGACUUCACCAUCAACACAGAUGCAGAGCUUUCGCUCCUAGCGCGUUCAUGGAAGUCGACGCGGAGGCAUGUACUGCCGGAAUCGGAAUGGAUGAACUCUGGCAAGAUUCAGCAGCUUCGUAAGAUUAUCGACGAGGUUGUCGAGCGGCGUGAUCGAAUGCUGAUAUUCUCCCAAUUUACUUCUGUGCUCGACAUCUUGUGCGUAUGUCUAGAGCACAUGGGCGUCAAGUAUGUUGGGUUUACCGGCCAAACGAAUGUGGGUGAUCGACAGGUUCUCGUCGACAAGUUUACCAGUGACCCCACCAUCCCUGUCUUUUUAUUGUCGACGCGUGCUGGAGGUCUCGGCAUCAAUCUCGUUGCGGCGAACUGGGUCGUACUGUUCGACCAAGACUUUAACCCGCAGAAUGACAAGCAAGCCACUGACCGGUGCUACCGGAUAGGACAAACGAAACCAGUGACUGUUGUACGGCUUAUUAGCCGCGGAACAAUUGAUGAGGAUAUUCUGGCACUUGCGCACCGGAAGCUUGAAUUGGCCGAUCGUGUGUCCGGACAGGCAGCCGAAGUCGAGGGCGAUGAAGAACAAAUGGAGUCUGAUAUUAAGGGUCGUAUAGCAUCGUCACUUCUUGCGCAAGUUCGUGAGCGUUCAACUCAGUAA